AUGACUGCCGAUUAUAUGUGGGAUAAAGAAUCAAAGUUAAGCUUUGAGCGUGGCAAAGUCUCGAAAGAGGAAGUGAAGCCAGUAAUCAAAGUUGUAAACCUUCACUCAAUGUUGAUGGUGUUCACCGAACCAGAAGAUGAGGGCCAUGUUCACUUCGAGUUGCGAGUGUGUGAUCAAUGGGCUCCUAUGGGCGACUACGAGGAUACAGACACGUUACUUGUGAAAGCGUACAAGUUGUCGGAGAUUCCUGAGCGAUUACAUUGGGCAAACUCGAGAUUUAUGAGUGGUGUCGUGUUGCUCACGAAACCAGGAACCAGUAUAAUUACGCGAGAACUUUCAUCGGUUCCGUCUGCGACCGACCAGUCACGUGAGGCGAAGCAAACCGGCGGUUGGGAUCCUGAUGCUACGCAAAUGCGAGGCAUUUUCAUGGCCAGAGGCCCAGCUUUCAAAGUCAACGAAAAAGUUGGACCUGUUGAUAUAGUCGACAUUUAUCAGACUUUGCUAAACAUUUUGGCAGUAGAACCAGCACAUUCCCACAAUGGAACGUGGGCGAAUGUUGAAGGUAUGCUGGCGAGUGGCUGGGAAGAACGGCCGAACAGCGACAGAUUUAACGACGUUUCACAAAUUUUCUGCUCAUUCAUAGUGAUCAUAUUAGCUUUCAGAGUAUUAUAUUGA
Messenger RNA from Cooperia oncophora, 675 nucleotides. The record is from the annotation of a GenBank genome assembly. NCBI's taxonomy places the organism in Eukaryota, Metazoa, Nematoda, Chromadorea, Rhabditida, Trichostrongylidae.